AUGAGUACAAUCCGAUGCACAGACGACGUAAUGUGUCAUGAGGUAGACACAGCUGCAGGUCAGAUUUGUCAAGUUUACACAAAGUUCUCUUCAAGAAAGUGUCACUUUGUUCAGUACCUGAAUCCUUUAUCACCAGAACAACCUUAUUUUUCUGCCCAGAUCAAAAGUCUAGCUGCGGACAGCACAGUCACAUUUGGUAUAGCUGGUCCAGACAUAGACCCAAACAUCCAACCUGGCCACUGGCUUCAUUCUGUGGGCUAUGAGAGUGACACGGGCAAGUGCUACACAUCUCAUCAUUGCGUGGCAAACACGCAGGGAGAGACACUGCAAGUUGGAGAUGUGUUAGGUGUUCUUAUCAACUACUUUGGAGACAAAAAAUCGACAGUUACUUUUCUCAAGAAUGGCUCUCCUGUUGCUACCAGAUUUCACUUUGAGCCUAAUCACAAUCACUACCUACCAACAAUAUCAAUAGAAUGUGGUCCUGUAGACUUGGACCUCAUGUGGCCCCCAGCAGCAGCAGGCCAUGUUCCCCUGUACAGUGAGAAGAGUAUGCUAAACUGGAUCUACCCAAAUGCUGUGAAAUGUGAUGCUCCGUCAAAUUCAUUUGUUUGCUGUAGUGAGGGAGAAAUACAGGGAGAGUUGAUCAUACAAUGUCCACAUCCACUAGGCCAAGAAUGGCAGCAUUUUGAAAUUUUUUUAUCUGAUUCAUCCACUUCCAAUGUUGGCCCUUCAUUAAUGUUAGUGGGAUGUAGUCCCUUGCAUCCACCUGCUGCUUCAUCUUUGGCAAAAGAUUACAUUCGAUUUGACCUGGACAGUAAUGCAGGCCAUAGACUAGGCAUGGGUAUCCACUAUAAUCCGGGACUUUGUGGGAAGCCAGACUUCAACCCAAAGGCAGAACAGCUUGUCUACUGUUAUGUGACAGCAGACAUGAAAAUAAUUUCAGGUCACAUGAUACUGCAGCCAGAAGGAGGACUUUAUCCAGUGGUGAUUCUUACCAAUAAAGCUUCAAGAGUUACAGUUGAUGUGGAAUCAAACUGCCAGCCUGUUGACUUAAAACAGCUUUUAGAUAUUUCCUUUCAGAGGGAACUGAUUAAAGCAAACAAAGAGAUGCUCGCUUCCCUCAGAAAAACAGAGGUCAAAGAGUUCAUGCUGCGCAAGAGCAAGCAUGUAGAGGUGACAGUCCUUCCUGAGUACUGCAGACUACAUCUGUCACAUGACAGGUUGGGAACACAUGUGGUCCAGUUUCGAAAUCCAUUAGUAGAAGGCAGCAGUUACUUUCUUGUGUGCAUCAGAUCUCUUUGUAAAGAAUCAACUGUUGGAGUAGGAGUAGCUGGGCGAGACUUUCCUUUGAAUGAAUUUCCUGGUAAACUAACUCCUUCAGUUGGCUGGAUAUCGCAAGAUGGAAAACUGUACAGGAACUCAAGAUGUGAUGGCAAUUUGUCUGGAGACAAAUACCGUGAAGGUGAUAUGGUAACGGUGCAGAUGGUAACCUUUGCCAAAAACAUGUCAGUUGCCUUGUUUACAAAAAACCUGCACCCAGUGGGCACAGUUUAUUACACCCAGUCUAACAGAGCGGACUUUCUCCCAACAAUAGCCUUAUGUUCUAAUGGUUCUAGUGUCGUCAUAGAUGUCUUCUGGCAGAAUGUGGUACAGGCAGCACCAGCUUUCAGUGUAAUCAAUCUAGAACACUGGUGUCUUCCAGCUGGGUCAACAGUGGAUCACAGAACCAACACUGUUUAUGUCAAAGACCAUCAUGCACCUGUUGCCAUACAAGCACCAUAUAGUCUUCACAAAGGUUUCAAUCACUUUGAGGUGCGUCUCACUAAACACUUCAGCAGCCAUUUCCUCCCGCCUGCAAUUAUCUUAUCAACAGCAACACCAUUGGAACCUCCUCCUAAAUCCUGCCUCAAGUUGGACUAUCUCAGGUUCUGGGCAGUUGAUCAAACCAGCAGUCUGGUGCAGGUCGGUGACCUUGUGGGCUGGGGUUUGUUGUACAUAGAUGACUCUCUUGACCAUGAGGAACAACUGGUCAUCUGUUAUCUGACAGUUAACCGCAAGAUUCUGCUGGUCAGAGUCGUCUACCAACCUCCGGGAGGGUUCUACCCACUGGUUGUCUUACCUUCAGGAUUAAAUGAAGUGACCAUGGAAUUUAAUGCUACCUACAUCACACAUAAUCCAAUCAGCAAGGAGGAUGCAGACAUCCUAGUCACCGAAGCUAAACAGUUCAUGGAGAGAGAAGCAGCUGUUCUAAGAGCUGGAGGUGAUCCUGUCUCAGAGCUCACAGGCAUUGCUUUGUUCAGACCUCUUCCCCAGAAGGAAACCAAAAAGCAAGAUGGCUUGCAGUCAGAAUGUUUAAAUCAGUUGGAUAAUACAAUAACAGGCAUCGCAGUUACGGAGAACAGACAGGCAAACAUGAUGGGGAAAAUCGUUAAGGGCUCAGCAUUUAAACAGUUAAAAAGGCCUUCGAUCAGAAUUUCACAUGAUCACAGGAGUUCAGUCAGCUGUGUGCUUGUGUAA
This is a messenger RNA of Candidula unifasciata, 2517 nucleotides long. NCBI's taxonomy places the organism in Eukaryota, Metazoa, Mollusca, Gastropoda, Stylommatophora, Geomitridae. The record is from the annotation of a GenBank genome assembly.